ACCGUCAAUCCUAUUAAGAGGGUCAAGAAGACAAGUCUCUUUCUCUUUCCCUCUCCCUUCUUCUGUCAUCGUCAGGAAUGGAACAAGACUUUUUAUGAUUUCUUCCUCCCUCCCCCACGGUGUCUGCCACUGCUGUUCAUGCCGCUCACGAGACGGGCCUGCGAUGGAUGCAUCUCCCGCAAGGUGAAGUGUGACGGGGCGUCGCCUUGUCGGACUUGCCAGAGCUCGCUGCGUCGGGUCGAGUGCACGUAUUUGAAGCCUGCACGGAAGCGAGGGCCCAAGGUGCGGCGGGUGGUGAGGGAGUCGCUGGAUGGAGAGGAUUCGCCGACCUCAACAGGAGGACCAGGACCGAGUGUCUCGCUGGAGGUGCUACGCUAUUUGAUCGGUGAAUACCAGCGGCAUUCAUACGACGUGUGGCCGAUCCUGAAGAGCAAGCUGCUCCUGCAUAAGCUGGAGAGCAUUGUCGACGAUGCCGACACGUACUGCCUGGCGACCGCGCUGUGUGCGGCGACCAUGGCACAGCUGGAGCUGCCGUCCGUCGGGGAGGGCGACGCAGCGGUUGACAGCUCGGUCCUGGCAAAGGAGUGUGUCCGGAUGCGUGAACAGCGGGAUUACAGGGAGCAGCUGGAUGUACGGGGGGUUCUGGUCUCGUUCUUCCUGCAUGUAUUUCACGCAAAGCUCAAUCAACGAAGUUCUGCCUUGCUCUUCAUCCGGGAGGCCGUGGCCGGGGCCAGACGGUUGGGUCUCGACGUGGAUUCUACUUUGAGCUCUUCUUCUUCUUCUUCUUCUUCUUCUUCUUCUUCGACAGACCUCUUGGAUAACCCAGACCUUCUGUUCCCCCUGCUGUGGGUGUCUGAACGAGGAUACUCGAUGCACCUCGGGCUGCUACCUUCGUCUAUGGAAAGCAUUGUGCUCCCCGAGCCCUGCGAGCUCCAAGGCAACGCCCAUGCCCUCGGCUUGAUCGAGCUCGUCCGGUUGUUUGUUGCCUUUGACCAAGUGCCGCUGCACAAACGGUCUGCCGGUCGAGAUCAGGGCCCCCUAUCGCCCGAUGAGCUGGCUCAUAUCGAGUCUGCCUUGUCCAGUCUCUCCCUGCGCCAAGCAAAUAGCGUCGGCACCCGCAUGGCAGACUACUACAUCACUCGCGAGUGGAUGCGGACCAUCCUCUGGCAGGAGGCUCUCGCCCUGGGCUUUCUCUCCUCCUCUUCCUACACCGAGCUCAUGACCUUUCACUACCCGGCGCGUGUCGGCUAUGAUCUUCUCUGGGCCCUGCAGGGGUUUUCGGAAUCUGACCUCCUACCUCUAGGCCGUGAUCAGCUCCUCAAAUGUUUCGAAGUCGCCAACUCAUUAGCUGACACGGUCCUGCUCGCUUCGCCCUCGGCUCCCUCCCGCUCGGCCUUGCAGCUAGGCCCGCAUGACUUCCUGCACGCGCUGUACCAGAAACUUGUCCCGUUUCUCGAACAGGACGCAAUGCUGAACCACAUCCUGCGUUCCAAGACCGCCGAGGCCCUGGUGCGUGCCUCGCCGCGGCUGUUGACCGUCCCGCCCUUCACGGAGGACGAGUCGUGUAGUGAUGCUUCGUAUGGAUUCACAUGGCUCCAGACCGAUCAGACUGAUCAGACUGAUUAAGAGGUUAUUUGACUUGUGUAGUUGCUUCUAUGUAGU
Molecule: messenger RNA, 1662 nt
Organism: Penicilliopsis zonata CBS 506.65
Lineage: Eukaryota; Fungi; Ascomycota; Eurotiomycetes; Eurotiales; Aspergillaceae
Exons: 3
Coding region: 139-1626 (495 amino acids)
Biological process (GO): regulation of DNA-templated transcription
Molecular function (GO): DNA-binding transcription factor activity, RNA polymerase II-specific; zinc ion binding
Source: RefSeq, a predicted model, not a curated record